Trichoplax adhaerens is the source of this 1056-nucleotide messenger RNA. RefSeq lists its product as uncharacterized. Gene Ontology annotation, molecular function: Wnt-protein binding; palmitoleoyltransferase activity. Lineage: Eukaryota; Metazoa; Placozoa; Uniplacotomia; Trichoplacea; Trichoplacidae. Gene Ontology annotation, biological process: Wnt protein secretion; protein palmitoylation; canonical Wnt signaling pathway. Gene Ontology annotation, cellular component: membrane; endoplasmic reticulum. The record is from RefSeq and is a predicted model, not a curated record. The coding region runs from base 1 to 1056 and encodes 351 amino acids. The transcript has 9 exons.
AUGGAAGACGGUAAUGUUGGUUUAUACCUAAGUAAAGACUCAGAAUAUCCUGGUUCCAAUGAAUUAAUAAAUCUAAUGUUGGAUUCAACUUUAUCAUCACCGCAGACGUGGUUUAGUUAUAUAACUCAACAAUAUUAUGAAUGCAUGAUUCCAUUACUUAGUCAAAUACUAUUCAAUCAUUAUUUAAACUUCUAUCCCUGUAUUCUAUUUCGUCUUUUGGUUUUUUUUAAUCCAUUUCAUCAACAAUACACUUUCAUUAAUCAUGCUUUCGCAGGCCUAGCAGGCACAUUAGUUCUCUGGCUUCAAUUUGAAAGUCAAAUAGUCGUUUUACUAGUAGAAACCUGGAUUGGCUAUGUAAUUAUUCGAUUUUUUGAUCGACAUCGCGGUAUUAUCAUGGCUCUGGUUUCCGUUUGCUAUCUAAUGCUAUGCGAAUUUGAAAUUAUUUACCUAGAAUCGUGGCAAAGAUUACGAGGGAUAGAAAUGGUCUUAGCCAUGAAACUUAUCGCUCUAGCUGUUGAUGUAGACAGCAAAGAAGACUUGAGGUGGAGCUAUGCGAUCUGUAAAUCGCUGAUACUUGGUUUUAUAUGCCUAAUAAUAUCUACUUGUGUGUCUUCUGGCUUACGAGAACACAGUAAUAAUAAUAAGUGGAUCAUAGCCUGGCUAUCUGCCCUAUCGUUUCGAUUUAGUCACUACUUUGUUUGCUUAACAUCGGAAGCGACUAGCCUAGCGUCGGGUUAUUUCAAUGAGCCUCAUGAAGAUAACGAAAGUCUUGAUUGGCAACAUGAAGUUGUUAAACCUUCAAGAAUUGAAUUACCUAGAUCAUUGGUAGAAGUUGUUAUUUACUGGAACAUGCCAAUCCAUUGGAUGCUGAAAAAAUAUAUUUAUCAACCUUCUAUAACUGGAGGCAAAUGGUUUGCGGUAUUUGCAACAUAUUUUGCUAGUGCUCUAUUACACGGAUUGAAUUUUUCUCUAUCCGCAAUAUUGCUAUCUAUUGGAGUUUAUGCAUACAUUGAACAUGCUAAUUCAGAUGAUAGUAGGGAAAGUGAUAUAUCUUAA